Magnusiomyces paraingens is the source of this 3171-nucleotide messenger RNA. RefSeq lists its product as uncharacterized. Gene Ontology annotation, cellular component: fungal-type vacuole membrane; cytoplasm. Gene Ontology annotation, biological process: autophagy; endosomal vesicle fusion; intracellular protein transport. Bases 1 to 3171 code for a protein of 1056 amino acids. The record is from RefSeq and is a predicted model, not a curated record. NCBI's taxonomy places the organism in Eukaryota, Fungi, Ascomycota, Dipodascomycetes, Dipodascales, Dipodascaceae. Gene Ontology annotation, molecular function: protein binding. The transcript has a single exon.
AUGCCUCCGCCGCAUUCUCAAGAAAUACCAAAAGCUCACGCAGCUUCUAAUCCCCAAACUACCACUAAUACCCGUGCAAACCAUGCACAGGCUGCUUCCACUUCAUCACAACAACAGCUACAGCAACAGCAACAGCAACAACGGCCUACAGACCUUGACCUUGUUAAGGCGGUGCUACCCCAACGCAUUCUUGGGCUGCCUUCUGGUGAACGUGCUAAAAUCUCGGCUCUUAGGGCUUACAGCGAUAAGCUCCUGGUCGGACUGACCUCCGGUACAUUACUUGUCUACAGCAUUGAUGACCCUCUAGCAUCCGGUCGGCCACGCGUUACCCUCAUCAAAACAAUUCGCGACUUUGCACCCAAAGGUGGGGUUGAUCGACUUGGUGUUCUCCGCGAUGCUGGGGUACUUGUGGCUCUGUGCGAUAACGUAGUAUCAGUAUAUGACCUCGAGACACUUGCGUUUGACGAAACAUUAUCAAAAACCCGUGGUGCAACAACAUUUGCAAUUACCUUUGGUGUUAAACCUGAUGACAGUGAUGAUGAUUCCAGCUCUUUAGAUAAACCACCUCCUCCCUUGACAACUGUAUCGCGGCUUGUGGUUGCAUGUAAGCGCCGGCUAGUGUGCUACGAGUGGCGAGACUCGGAAUUUUCCGAGUUUCGUGAAAUCAACAUGCCCGACCGCGCAAAAUCACUUGAAUUUCUUAACCCUGACCGACUUGUAUGCGGUUUAGGUUCCGGUGAUUAUUGCACUGUUGACAUUCCAACCGCAGAAAUCUCUAGCAUCGCUCUCCCAGAACCCUCAUCAGCAGGAACUCACACACACUCGUUUGCAUCUGUGGGCAUCUCAGCAUACAUUGGUCUUGGAUCGAGGUCACCAUUCCCUCAUGCUACUGCGCUCCCAGAUGAUCACACUGCAUUUUUAGCAAAAGAUACGGCAUCUCAAUUUGUAGAUGAACACGGCCAUAUUCUUGAUCGUCCUGCUAUCGCUGAUUGGACUGCACCUCCAGAAGCCCUUGGAUACCUUUACCCUUAUCUGCUCUGUGUUCUACCCAAGCAUAUUGAACUGCGUAACCCAUAUACUACCUCACUGCUACAAACAGUCGAAAUCCCAGGUGUCAAGGCAUUGACAUGCGGCAAGUUCACCUGCGUGGCUACUCAAAACCAAGUCUUUCGGUUCCAACCUGUGGAUCUACGCACUACAGUUCAAGCUCUGGCAGACAAGGCCCUUCUUGAAGAAGCAAUUAGUUUACUAGAGCAUGUCGAUUCUGCAUAUAUCUCUAAUCGCGAAGACUUGCUUCGAAAAUUUAAAACCUUAAAAGCUAUUGACAUGCUCAAGAAGAAAAAGUUUGAACCAGCUCUUGCUCUUUUUUCCAGUGUUUCUGCAGACCCAAAAACAGUCGUUGAGUUGUUCCCGGCACAAAUUUCUGGUUCCGGUGAGGAUCUUAUUCGAUAUACAGAUUCAGUCCCCAACUCGCGAAUGCUCCAGUCGCGAACCCUUUCAUCUUCUUCAUCUUCUUCGAUAUCUUCAAAAUCACAAAUCAAAGGUGGGAAACGGACAGUAGGUAUGCCAGGCACCCGUCAGCUGUCUCAUACAGACUCACUUGGCCCCCCGUCAUCUCCUUCUGAAAGUGUUUCUUCGCCAACCUCUUCGUCAUCUGCAUCUUCUGGCGACAACUCGUGGUCUGAAAAGGAGCUUUCGGUGGCGCUGCGUGCCCUUGUCAAUUUUCUUGCAGAUACGAGACGCAAAAUAGCACUCAUCACAACUGCAGAUGAUCCUGUUGAUAGCAGUGGGCAGCGCCUAACUGCAGAAACUUAUGGUGGCGAUCUUGACAAAACAGCCAGUCUUGUUGAUACUACCAUGUUCAAAUGUUAUGUCAUUCAGAGCCCUGCACUAAUUGGUCCACUGUUACGCAUCCAUAACCACUGUGACCCAGCUAUUGUACGCCCAGUAUUAUCACAUUACGGUAAAUGGAAAGAUCUUAUUGACUUUUACUUUGGCAAAGCAUUCCAUAGAGAGGCUCUGGAGCUUCUUCGUGAACUUUCUAAACCUUCUACAACGACCACUGCAGUAACUGCCACGCCAGAUUACCUCAAGGGCCCAGAACCAACCGUGAGGUAUCUCCAACGCUUGGAUAACAAAUACCUGGACCUGAUUUUCGAGUUUGCCAAAUGGCCGCUUGAGUUUAACGCGACGUUUGGCGAGGACAUCUUUUUGGAGGACUCAUCUGAGAGCGAGUCCUUAGAUAGAGAAAAGGUGCUGGCGUACCUCGAAGACACUUCGCGUGCGCUUACAAUCAAGUACCUGGAGCAUGUUAUAUUUGAUAAAAAGGAGCAAAACAAUGCUUUCCAUACAGCGCUGGCCAUAAACUACAUCAAAUCCCUUUCAGACACUGACAACUUUGAUAAACUUGUUAGUUUCCUGAAACCUCCCGAUUCAAAAUACAAGCUUUCUAAAGUCCUGCUUUCUUUACCAGCAAAAAAUAGCGAUUGUACGCCGCAACAACUUGAAAUUAAAGCUAUUCUCUACGGCAAACAGGGAGAUGCGCGUACAGCGCUCAUGAUUUACACAUUCGAGCUCAAGGAUGAUGCCAAGGCCCACGCAUUUUGUGGUGAGGUGUAUGAUGCAGACGCAGAGCUUGGUCGCCGCGCACUUCAUACACUCAUUUCACUUUACCUUACCCCUCCAGAGUCAGUUGGUGGUUCAGAGAAGCAGCGCUUAGAUCUUGCGCUGGACCUUCUCGCUACACAGGGCUCGCGUAUGUCUGUAGUUGAAAUUAUCAACCGAUUACCCGAGGAUACAAAGAUCCACGAUAUUGCUGUUUUCCUUACGUCGCAAAUUCGGGGCCUACGUGCAGCAUGGAACGGUGCACAAGUAGAUGCUGCUCUGCGUAAAGUUCAUCUUGUCAAAGUUCAAGAAGAGCUCUUAGCGACACAGCAAAAGCAUACAACAACCAUCACUUCGCUGCGCACGUGUCGUAUAUGUCUUAAGCGACUUGGACACUCGGUCAUUAGCGUGUUCCCAGAUGGUACGGCCAUACAUUACGGGUGCGCACGAAUUUACCAAGAGCAACUUGACGAGGAGGCCAAGCGUAGGCAAGCAAAACGUACGGGGAAAACCGGUAAACAGAAUGGCAACGCCCAUCGCGAUAGCAUUUCCAAAGCGAGCUCUUAA